GUUUGGUUAUCGGGUAAUCGCUUAUUACUGCAUCUACUCCAAAAAAGUUAUUGUUCCGCCACUGGUGCCACAUUUUCUUACCGUGUUCGCCAUUUUCUUUCCUGUGAGCUGUGAGAAUGUGAGGUUAGACGUAUGACAGCAGUGGAGCAGUGGCAGUGGAAAUUUGGAAACAAUAACAAACCAUAUUUCUCUAUAUUUCCCUAUAUUGUUAUUUUUAGACUAUAAGGAGCCCUACAGACCUUACAAAUGUCUGAAAGAAAAGUUUUAAAUAAAUACUAUCCCCCUGAUUUCGACCCAGCCAAAAUCCCUCGCAUGAAACUACCUAAAAAUAGGCAGUAUACAGUGAGAUUGAUGGCUCCAUUCAAUAUGAGAUGUGCAACUUGUGGAGAAUACAUUUAUAAAGGCAAGAAGUUCAAUGCCAGAAAAGAAGAUGUUGAAAAUGAAGACUACCUUGGGAUUAGGAUAUACCGUUUUUACAUAAAGUGUACAAGAUGCCUGCAAGAAAUAUCAUUCAAGACAGAUCCCAAAAGCACAGAUUAUGAAAUAGAAGCAGGAGCAACCAGAAACUUUAUGGCAUUAAAGCUGGCAGAAGAACAAGCACUUCGUGAAGAAGAAGAGGCUAAGGAAGAAGAAGCAAGUAAUCCAAUGAAAUUAUUGGAAAAUCGCACAAAGCAGUCAAAGAAUGAAAUUGAACUGUUGGAAUCUUUGGAAGAAUUGAAAGACUUAAAUAGAAGGCAGGAAGUUGUAGACUAUGAAUCAAUGCUGUCUCAAUUUGACACAACAGUUUCCCAGAAAGAGAGGGAAGAAAGGAUAAGGCAAAUGGAUGAAGAGUAUAUCAAGUCGAUUAAAUUCCAGUCAGGUCCAAGUAAAAGAAAAGUAGUAGUUGAAGAAGAAAUUAUCGAGGAAAUCAGUGAUUUACCUCCAAAGCAAACAAAAAUAGAUAGAGAAGUAUCAAAUAUCAAGUUAGAAAUUGAGCCAAAGCCUCCUGUCCAUAAUUGGGCUAAAAGCUCAAAUCAGAAUGUAAAAAAAGGUAAAUUUAUGUCUGGGCUUGUGAAGGUUAAGAAAGAUACUGGGAAGGAAUCAGUUGAAGUAAAGGAGGACAGCACAAAAAAUACAAUAGUGAACAUUCCUACUAAAAAUGGUCUGUCUUUAUUAGGUGCAUACUCGGAUGAUAGUGAAAACAGCAGUAAUGAUGACUGAAUUUUAUUUGGACCAAAAAUACAUUAUUGUUAUUAAGCACUUUUGUUUUGUUUUACAUAUACUUUCAAUUAUUUUUCACUCUUCUCUCUUACCAACGUGAAUUUUUCUUCAAAAGGGCUUGACGAAUUUAAGUCUGGUACUGAAAUCACAGAAAAAAAAUGAAAUUAGAAGCUGCUUGACAGAUUGCUGUUACAUUGCCUUGAAAUAUAUUUUGCCUUACACAGAAUUAAAUUCUUCAAGACAUCAAAAGUAUAUUUUGUACUAAAAAAAUUGUCCGAAUGUCU
Messenger RNA from Acanthoscelides obtectus, 1484 nucleotides. NCBI's taxonomy places the organism in Eukaryota, Metazoa, Arthropoda, Insecta, Coleoptera, Chrysomelidae. The record is from the annotation of a GenBank genome assembly.